Cinara cedri is the source of this 7931-nucleotide messenger RNA. The record is from the annotation of a GenBank genome assembly. NCBI's taxonomy places the organism in Eukaryota, Metazoa, Arthropoda, Insecta, Hemiptera, Aphididae.
AUGUCGCCGAAAAACGUUAUGCUGCUCGUUUUGGCGUGUCUAGUCAACGGUAAGUCGUCGUAAAACACGGGAAUUCGUUUUAAUUAUUUAUUUAUUUUUUUUUUUUAUCCUUUUUUCAACCCGCACCCGUAAUAUCGGGCGCGUAUUUUACAUAUCUCAUUAGACAUCGCGAUACUAUUACUGUACCUGUCCGCACGACGAUGUCGUUGUAACGGGCGAACCGCGCGCGCGCGCCCUCCCCAAUCGCUUGUUUAUUGUGACGAGUAUACGAUAUAAACGCACACGCUAAUAUUAUAACGUUCGAUUUAAACCAUUGUCCUUUCGGACGCGAUUUGGUUUUCGGGGUGGGGUCGGAAACCCGUUCGAAUGGUUUUUGUUAUCGCGUGAUUGUCAUUGAUUGACGUGCCUCAUAUGAUUGUUUAGCCGUUUAAAAUGCGAUUUUGUUUUAUGAGUAGGCGUUUACCGUGUAGGUAGGUAGCGUUUUGACCGGGAUGUUUACGACAGCAACGAUACUGUCGUCGUACGUCCAUUUCGCGUCCGGCGCGCACGGAUGUCCCGGUAAUUCAGAACAUUUCGGCAUUAUUCGAAACCGUUUUUUUUUUUUUUUUUCAUUGCAUUUAUACCGGCGAACUGUACGGGUCCAAUGCGCCGGACACUGUUUGUGAAAUUCGGUAAAACGCUAUCACGUUUACGCAUUAAAAAGGGUACACUGCGAUUGAAAAAACGAACUAUUAUUUAGAUCAAAUAAUUAUUUAAAAAAUUGUCGCUCGUAGGAAUCAACAGAAAAUUAAAAUUAUAAUUAACAAAAACAAAUGUUGUACAUAACGCAAAUACGGUAAACGUAAUUUUUUGAAGCGAAAACAUGGCAGUUUCAACAGUUAAUUUCGUCAGUAGUGAAUUAAAAAUCAUUGGAUCAAACCGAUUUCCUAUAGUCGAUAGGUGUACCUAUGGCAAUGCGGCCGAUUGAACUGCGUUUUUUUUUUAUUUUAAUAUAAUAGUAAAGACACUGUUUUGGUGGAAAAUUGUCAACGUCUCUUUCGAUAGAAAAGUGUAUUGGUGUAAAAGUGAGAGAGGUUCGUAUUGGUAGUAUUGAGUAUUGGCGGGAAAACGGCAAAGGACACGAUUAAUAGAAACCGGUGGAAAGGGAAAUGUUUAGCGUAUUAAUUUCAUUUUGAUUGUAUUUGUGUAUUGUGUUGCGUGUUUACAAGAACAUUUCAUAAUAAAACGGUAAAAUCAUUUUUUUUACUUUUUUAUGACACCCUCGAACAAUAAACAAUGAUCGAUUUAAAAUAUAAAAAAAAAAUCCCUCUGCGUGCAGUUUUUAUAAUUCGGUGAAAUAAUUUUAGUUCUAAUAUUUUAGAGCCUUGGUAAAAUAAUUCAGGGUACGAAAACACAUUUUAAGAUAGUGCAGAUAGAGAUGACAAACGCCGGUGUAUAAUAAUUAUGGCCUGUGGCGGCGAUAAAACGUAUAGUAAAUUAUCGUUCACUAAAUUAGUUAUAACCUAUAACUUUUAAUAGGCUAACGAUCAAACACAAUUGAAAAAUCUUAAUUUAGUUUCAUAAUCAUAAUUAAGUCUUUUCUACGGCUUUAACCAGGGACGGAAAUUGUUUUUAAUUGUUUGUUUUCGUUUAUCGAUGUAAAAAAAAUAUCGUUUUCGCGAAACGUUUCGUUUUUGUUUUUUAUUUUCCAAUUCUUACAUCAGAAUAAAGUUCAAAUAAAAAUAAAUCUAAUUUUUAAGUGAAUUAAAUAAAUACCUAAUAGGUAGCAGUAGGUAUAGCACAUAUACAAUUAACAAAGAAACAAAGAAAUGCCUAAUUAACCACAAAAAAUCAAUAGAUAACGACCGCAGUCUUAUUAAUCAUCAGCGGUUAUUUAUGAGGAUUACCUUUUUUUCGACAGCAAAAUUCUUAUUAAUCAUCUUUUUCUUUUUUUCUUUUUUUUAAUUUCAAUCAUUUUUCAAUUUAUUCCCGUUUUUCAUUUAAUUCGGGUAUUGGUAUUAUCUUUUUACUGUUCAUUUGUUUUUUAUUUUUUGAGGGGAGGGGGAUUUCGUUAUUAAAUUUUUUUCGUUUAAUGACUUUUUUCAAAAACGCUUUCCACCCCCUGUAUUAAAUUAAUAAGUGUCAUAUUAUUAUAUUUGUAUGCGUAUGCAGUUUUGCUAAGGUUAAUUUUAUUUGUUCGGAAUAUAAGUUAGGUUAGGUAUACUGAGGGAUCAAAAUAUUGACAGGGAAAUAUUUUUUUUUUAAAUUAUUAUUUCCGAAAAUUUCGGAUCUUUUCUUCGUUUCUAAUCUUUCAUAAGGAAAUUACUAUUACCCACUUUAAUAUAAUAUUCAUUUUUCAUCCUCCGUCCGAUCCCGGAAAAUACGUUUAAACACUGCCAUAUUAUUUUUGUUUAGAUUUUUUUUUUUUUUUCUAGAUGCCUUCUACACGGAUGCCGCACCUACCAGCGAUUUAACUGUAAGUAAUAAAAUAAAAACUUGGCUUGUUCGCUAUUAUACAUAAUAUACGAGUAGGCUAAAUGUAAAACUCACAUGUCCCCCGAAAGUCAAAUUUUUCGAAAAAGACAAAACCGAGAGAAGGGUUUCUUGUACAAUGAAGACAUCUAAAAUACAUUUUUCUUAUGUAAAUUAAGCUAAGAAAACGUAUAACGACUAUUCGUAGUUAAUUUUUUAAUCGUAUUUUGUCGUUCGUUUGCAAUAUUUGUAUUUUGUAUGAAGUCGGAUACAUGCGAGUUUUGACACUAAUAAAUAAGGAACGAAUUUAUAUGUUCUUAAAUCUUCAGAAAAUAAAAAACGCUUAAAACCUUUUUUUUUUUUUUUUGAAUUUUAAGUGUCUAAUCCGUUUCCUAUUUAUACGAUAUCUACGGACCAUCUGAGUUUUGAUAUAAUAGUUGAAAUGGAAUAUGUGUGUUCACGUUAUGGAUCAUCUGAUUUAUGAAAUGGAUUGGAUAGGGUUCAGUGUCAAUUACACGUGAUCCAAUGGAACUAGCGCUUCUUUCCGUUUGUAUUUAGACCCGUUCGUAUGCGUUUUGAAACGAACUGAAUUGGAUUCGCAUAUAAAACCCCUGUCGCCAACUCUUUUUUCCAAUUUUUUUGAACAUGUGAGUUUCGAUUUUAGCCGGCUCGAUUGCGUAGUAUGUAAUUAAGAAUAUUGUUAAAAUUGACGUUUAUGAAAAAAAAAAAUAAACAACACUAUCUAUAAAGAUUCGUGCUAAGAUCAGAUUAUUAUUAGAUACCGUUCCAUUUGUACACAAUCAUCACAACAAUGCGUACGGAAAAAAAUCGACCGGCUUUAAAUGAUUAUCGACAAUACAAUAUUGACCGUUGCGUGUAGCAUGUAUAGCGGCGGGUACUAAUGAAUUAAUUUUGACGAGAACCCUGCGUGAUAAUUUUGUUUUCGACCGAGAACUUAGGUGCGGCCGGUGCCUAUAGCGAGGCGUAUUAACCUACACGACGGCUACACCCGCGACCUUCUGGAAGCCACCGGUUGUACAUUGUGUUUAGCAUACAAUGUCGCGCCGGUCAAUUUUAUCGCGAAAACACAAUGCACUGGUGCCGUGUUGUGUAUAGCUGAUAACAAUACGGAAAUGUAACCGCUCCGGACGUGCGUUUUAAUUGUUUAGAUUAUUUGAUGCGCGUUGAAAAAAAAAAAAAUAAAUAAAUAAUUAAUUCGUCCGACAAUCAGUAUUGAUCGUUAGUUCAACUAACGAGCUAUGACUCGAACAACUAAUCGAUUGUACAAUGUGUUUAUUUUUUAAGAACGCCCAAUCCGUUAUUGAAACGCGCUGAUGACUAGAUGUACUCGUAAUAAAUAUUUGUCAAUUAUUGUAUUCCCAAUGUUUCGGUCACUGUAGUGUAACCGCCGUACGAGUGUAUUUGUUUUAGAUUCCGCAGAGUAAAUUACGCGGUUUUUUUUCCCCCCGUCUUAGUGCGUACAGACCUUAACCUAACCUGACCGCCGCAAAUGACGUGUUUUUAGUUUUUCGCGGCGCAGAUUUCCGAAAACAAAACGAAAUUGUGGCCAUCACAUAUUUGCGUACCGGCACAUUUCGAUUGAAUUACGCAUUUCCUUCCGUAUCGAUUUGUGAUUACAAUAUAAUAAAUAUCAUUUAGCGUUUAAAAGCGAAUUUCGGUAAUUGUAAAUGAAAAUCCAGAUUUCGGAUUUCACAAUUCGGUUUUCUGGUGUUUUUUGUAAUUUUAAAAACGAAUUUUUGUGUUUUUCCUAUUUAUAUUUGUAUAUGUUUCUAUAGUUACGAUCUGUUUUAAUUUGCACGCAUUGAUUGAUGUAUGUGUUAAAAACAAUUGAUGGUUUUUUUAUACAUUGUAAUUUUAAAAAAAUGCGUAAAAUAAUCCGAAAUUAGAGUUUCAAAGUAGGAUCUAGUAAACUGCAAUUUCGGGUUUUAAAAUCUCUCUUGUUUAUACAAGGACCGGAUAUCCGCAUUUAAUUUCUCGGUUCAACUAACGGGUAAAAUAUUAUAUCGAAAUUCCACAACAGUAGAAUUCAAAUUGCGGCGGAAAUCAGUGGAAGUAAAAGUUUAAACAUAGAGAGGCGAGUGUUUUUGAUGGCGUCGCGUUCUUUAAUAAUAAAAAAAACGCCGCGAUUUAAAUUUUUAGCCACGUAAUUUUGAUAUGUUACCGGUCAGUGAAGCGGAACGCGCCGAAUUUUAAAGACCGUCGCAGUGGCAUUUGUAAUACACGUAUUAAAAAUGUGUUUACGUGAAACGAACGAAAAGAUCUUUUAAAUAGGUUCUAAAGGUAAAACGUCUGUUGUUGAAGACAAUGUAUUUAGCAUUUAUAUUUGUUGUUUUUAAUUGUAACUAUCAAAAAAGUUACAGUUUAAAAAAAAAAUAAUCGAAAAUACAUAAAUUAAAAGCGUUAUCGUCGGCAACGAGUGGCAUAUUUUAGACGAUUGUGAAACGUCAAAAUUACCGUCGCCCAUCAUUUUUGUAACUCGUGUGUUUUAUCUCUAAAACCGAUUUCAAAUCGAUAUUCUCGUUUGUUUUACGUGAACGAUCUGUACUGAUAUACUGUCCGUCUGCUGCCGUCCUUAGGAUUCGCGAGGCCCAGGACGAAAUUUCAAUUGUUUUCAUAUUUUAUUUUAUUACAAUUCAUAUAUUUUAUUUUUUUCGAACGGGAGACUACAAAUCUAAGUAAAAUGCGCGAACCCCGAUGCCUGUGCCUUGCACCCCCCCCUCCCGCAUGCGCGCGCACACACGCAUCAACACUCGUGAAUAUUGCGUUGGCCGGCAGGUGUUCUUUCCCCGUUCUUUGGUCGAGCUGGUGAGCUCGGAUUCGUUCGAGCAAGUUUGGCGGGACGCCGCGGCCGACCAGCUGACCAAGCGGUUCGGCCGCCGCCGAGACGAUGGCGGCCAACAGCCGUUGCCCACGCGGAACAUGGUCGGCGACUACAUCGUGUCGGACGAAUUCCAGCAGGCCGUGUGCAAGGGCGCCAACCAGGGCAUGACGUCUAUGGGCGGUAUGAUGAGCAACGCCCCGGCGCCGUGGUCGUUCAUGGGCACGUUCAUCGGGUCGGAGAAGUUCAAUCACGGUUGUUGCGACAUGAUGUCGCAGGGCAUGAUUCAGUUCGGCCAAGGCAUGAACAACUACUUCGCGCGGUCGGCGCCGGCCGAACAGGAGCAGGACCCGCUGCUCGCGCUGGACGAGUUCUUCCGGUCCGAACACUACGGCACCGCCAGAGAACGGCUGCGAACCAUGUUCUCGGACGUACAGUUCUGACCGCGGCGCCGCGCGCGCGGUGGUUCCGCGCACUAGUUUGCCGCACUGUAGUGUAGCCGUAUUAUAGUAGUACAAUUUCAUUCUUACCAUUUAACCGCGUGUCGAUAAAAUGUUAUGUUUUCUUUGUGUUUUCUUUUGUUUUUUUUUUUUUUUUGGUACAUAAUAUAUUAUUAUAAUAUUUAUUGAAAUUGUAGUCGGCGUGAUUUGAAAUAUAGUCCUAUCCAAAAGAAACAUUUUCAAAAAAAAAAAAACACGCGAGCACCCGAGCUCCGUCAUUACAAUCGUUUUUUUCCCCGGGCGAUUUGCUGCCGUUAAACGAAAAAAAAAAAAUAAUAAUAAAAAAUAUUUUAUCGGCGUAUGUGCAAAACAGUCGCCGAGAUUUUCCGACUUUUUUGAAAAAAAAAAAACCAUAACGGCCGCGACCGCAUUUUCGGAAAAUCCGCGCGCGUGUUACAAGGUACACGGUUUCAAGUGGACGGAUUCGUUGUUUCGGGUGUUGCGAAACGCACGGUACGGUUCAAACAUUCUUACACAGAACGCGCUCCAUUUCGAUUUUCGAGCAAACGUUUUAAAUCAAAAGAGAACAACAUUUCAGAGAGCGAGACGUUGAAUUUCCCCCCCCCCCGUUGUCUCCUAGUAUAACAGUUAUAAAUGCCGUUCAUAAAUAACGGAUUUUUCAACGGUUUUUUUCAAUUCGCUAAAACUUUAAAAAACCGCAACGUCUCGCACACUCCGGUGUAUCGUUCCCUAUUCGUUUCGUAGUAGUUGCUUUUGCUGUAAAACCGAAACCGAACAAGUUCUGUGUAGUCCGCGUGAACACGUUCUCACCAUAAUACCUUGUGUUUAUGAGACAGAAACGACAAAUGUACGUGUAACGUAAGCGGCGUUAUUACCAACGUGAAAAAAAUGUUUUCGGAGAACGCGCAAACGUAACUCCGGCUGUCCCCCUGGCCGUUGCACACACUUCGCAAAUGACCGACUCGCGGUGUGAUUCCGAUCGGUUCCUAUUUCAUUACCGACAAUACACGAUUAUUACGGAACGGUUGCGAUAUCGCGCGAUCCAUUUUCAUUCGAUCGGUUCCGGAGCGACAAGGAUUUUCCGAAGACGGACGUGAAUUCAACUCGAAGUCUGGGUCGUAUUAUUCAAAGUCGUCGGGCCCCUUUUUUUUCUCGAGUUUAAUCCUCCGCGAUUUCGGAAAAUUAAAAAAAAAAAAAAAACACUCUAAAAUUGAAUUGAAAAAUUACUUUUUCGGUUAAAUCGUUAGUGGAUCGAGUUCGUGUUUCGCGGGGGGGGGGGGGGAGAGGGGAGCCGAUUUCAUAAUCGACUCUGGUACUUUUUACUCGACCGCGCUAGAAAGUGACCGUAAAAUGUGUUUAGAUGAUAUUUACAACAACAAACGCGGGCAUACAUUUUUUUCCCGUAUUUCCCGCUUGACGCGGUUUCAAACGCAUAAUAUAUUGUCUUGAACUGCUACCGUACUUGUUGCCCGUUAACCGAGCGUAUUUGACCGCAAGCGCAAGCGUCUCGGGAGACACGCGUUGCCCCUGUACUCCCCACCGUGAAAUUCGCCGCCGGAUCUCACGCAGUCGAAAAAAAAAAUAACAAAAUGUCGGCGUAUCGCGAGGGUUUCCGAACCGUUCUGCGGGUCGUGCGCCGCGAGCAACGAAAGAGAACUUUUGGUUUAGCGGGCGCGCCGGGAAGGGCCCGACGAAUCAUAAUUUUAGCGGGGAAAAUCGCUGUCGCGCGUGACCGUGUGUCGAUUUCCGGGGGAGAGGGGGGUGGGGGGAGUUUGGAGAAACGUAAAAACACGAUUACACGGUACCGCCGGGGAAUCGUUUGUUCCGGUCAACCGUCGCGCGCGGAUAAACACGACGGAAUUCGCCGCGCGAAACGGCGGGCGCGGCACCCGUCAGCGGCGUCAGCAGCGUUUUUCACCGUGCGUUAUGUUGUAUUAUAGGCGGCUAACGCGGCACCGUCCGAAAGCCGAGUGCUGCGGGCCAACGACAGAGAUUACGAAAACGAGGUGGACGACAAGGACAAGACGGCGUUCGAAAACUUCUUGCUGGGCGUGCACAACGUCGACGCGGCGAUGGAAGCGAUGAUCGACAACUACACGGACGGCGUGGAGCACAUGGGCGAAGAGAACGCGCCGGACGGCUCGCUGUUCGACAAGAUAGUCCAGCCGGACCGCAAUUGA